AUGGGAAAUUUAGACCUUGAAGACUCAUUAAUUGAUCCGUUUCUGGAACUUGCACCGUUUUCCGCGCGUUCUGAGAGACCACAUAAUGAAAUUCUUACCACAGAUUUGAAUCCAAAGACAGGACCUCAACAAACGGUUAAACAAGUACCCAUAUCAAUACAUAAUUUAAAGGCACACUUACCAUUUUUGGCUACGCAUUUACAAGAAGCUCUGGCUGAAUCUGUCUCCUCAGAGAAUUCAAAUCAGAAUAAACCUGGACAGUGCAAUGAGUAUAACAAUCAGAUUUUACUAACUGGACUUUGUGCUUCUCCUUGUGAACCACAACACUCACCUCCAACCCCAACACCAUUUAUAGCCACAAUACCAAUUCAUCGUGUAACACAGCAGCAGCAGCAGCAACAACAACAACAGUGUAAACUGGAAAUCGCAAGUCGCGAAUUUUCAUCCUGCGAUCUGUGGCAAAAUUCGAAUGAUGCAAACCACCAUAUGUGUCGUGAGAAUAUUGAACAUUUACAAAAUCAACUGUUAGACAUGAAACACCAACUACAAUAUUGUCAAGAAAGAGAAAAGAAUAAAGAACAAUUACUUGAAGAAAGUUAUAACACAACAAGACAAUUGCAAGAAAGUGUUACAAAUCUAUUUCAACAAGUUGGAGAACGGGAGAACUUACUUCAUAAAAUAAGCUUAGAAGUCAAUAAACUGAAAAGUAAACACGAAGAAGUUAUUACAGAGCGUGAUGUCUUUCAAAGUCAAACUAAAGAACUAGAAGAACGCUGGCGUUGUCUACACAAACAAUAUGAGAAUAAUACAAAUAAUUUAACUAGAAUGGUAAAAGAGCGAGAUGAGUUACUAGCCAAAAUGAAAACUGAAAUGGAAAGUAUUGAAGAAACUGGCAAUGAACGAAAAAAUCAGAUCAUGAAAAUGCUGAAGGAAAUUUCAAAUGUCCGAGAGAAGCUGGAUUUACAAAUAGGUCGUUCAAUGCAAUUGGAAGCAGAGUUGACACGUGUAAAAUCAAUUAAUGCCCAAUUGGAGUCUGGUAUUCAAGAGAUGACUAAACAAAGUCUGACAAAUGCUCAGACAAGUGCAGCGGAAAUUCGUGCCUUACAGGAAGAAAAACACUUAGCACACAAUAAUCAUCAGUUAGAAAUUAACCUUAUGAAAAAAGAUUUAAAUCAGUUGAGCAAUGAAAAUACAGAGUUUAAGAAAGAAAUCAGUCGUUUGCAGAAUAAAAUUUCAGAGCUUAAGGAUGAAAUGAUACAGUGUAAAAAUGAUUCACAAAAUAAAAUGAAUUCACUACAAGAAAAGGAUAAACAAAUUCAAUCACUUGCGCAUGAACUUGAAUCUUGUCAUCGGGAGUUGGAGACACAAGUUAAUUCAGUUGGAUUGUUGAAAUCUGAACAAAAGAUGGUUCAAAACUCAUUUGAAGAAAAGUUGAAACAAUUAGAAACAACCUAUGGUCAAAAGCAGAGGGAAGUUGAGAAAUUGUCAUUGGAUUUAAACCAAGCCAAGGAACAAAUCACACUUAAUCGCAAAUCUUUAGAAGUAUUACAAAGUGAACUGGCAUCCAGCCGUACAAUGCUGAUUAAAGCAAGAGAGGAAAUCGUCAAACGAUCACGUAACGAAGAACAACUAGAAAAAUCAAUACAGAAGGUUAAAGUGGAACUUGAACAAACAGUUGUACAUAAAUCAGCUGCAGAGAUAGCCAGUAAAACAGCUAUAGCCAACUCUAAGGAGCUGGAGACUCAAUUAGAAUCUGUAAAGGCUUCUAGCAUGUCUGUACAAACACGUUUACAUGAACUAGAAAAAGAAUUGGAUGAGAAUAAAAUAAAGAAACUACAAUUGGAGGAGAGAAUAAACCAGUUGACAGAAAAUUUAAAAAUCGCUCAAAAACAAGUAGAAGAAAAACAAACGCAAUUGAAUCAUUCAGAUUCAGUUGUCAGUCGUAUGACAAAAGAAUUCAAAAGGACACAAGUGACAAUUGAAGAAAGUGCACAGAAAGUGAACAGCUUAUUUGGUCAGUUGAAGGCAACUCAAGAAAAACUAACUCGAACAACUGAAAGCCUAAAUGACACUGAGAAUAGUAGAAAAGGUUUAAUCAAAGAAUUGGAAGAAUAUAAGAGCACUCAUCAUACACACGACAGUGAAGUUCAGUCCAUGGAGAUUCAAAUCAAUUAUCUACUAAGUGAGCUUGGGCAGAUGAACGAACGUCUAACAACAAACCAGAAAGAUUGGAGUAAUUCUCAAUCAGAAAUUGAGGCUCUAAGGAAACAAGCAAUUGAAUCAUCACUUGAAGUGAAACAGUUAAACACACUUCUGCAUGAAAAACAAAUGAAAUUGGAACAUACAGAAAGACGAUUAACUGAAAUGGAAAGCCAUUUGAAUUCAGCCGAACAAUAUACCCAGUCAUUGAGUUCAGCUAACGAAGAUUUAAUGAAUGAAUUGAAAAAUCGUACUAAUGAAUUAGAAAAGCUACAAAAGGAAAUCAAGCAAAAUAUGACAGGAAUUCAAAAUUCGGAGCUUAUGAUACAAGAAUUAGAAUUCAGUGUCCAACAAUUGACAAAACAGUUAGAACACUCAGAGAAUUUGCGUGUUGAGGCAGAAAAAGCAAGUAAUCAUGCUGUUAGUGAAUCAGCUGCUGUUAAAAUUGAAUUAGCUAAAAAAGAUGAACAAAUAGUCAGCUUACAGAAUACUUCAGAAACUAUAACUCAAAAGUUAAAAUCUCUCGAACAGACAUCUAAUCAAACUGAACAGAUUAUAAAUAAAUACAUCAACUCAGAAAUUGAAAAAGAUAAUAUGAUUCAACGACUUCAAACAGAAAUGGAUCAUAUACGUCAUCAGUUAAAUGAAAAUGAAACAGAACUACAGGAUAAAAAUUCAUCAAUUAAAUCACUUACUAAUGAGCUGGCAGCUGUGAAGUCCCAAUUAUCAGAACUAAUCCUGCAUAGGAAUUCAGAAAAUCUGGCGCAUAAACGUACUGAACUGGAGGUGACAGAUCUUCGUGAAAUGCAAUUAGCUUUUACUGAACAAAUGGAAAGACAGGAACAAUUCAUUGAACGAUUACAAUCUGAACUGGCUAGUGAACGUGAAAAAACUGAUUUUCUAAGCAAGAUAAAGGCAGACAAAGAAAGAGAAAUGCAAAAUAUGAUGAAUGAAGUUGAGAAUUUACACUGUCACAAUAAAGAACUUUCGAGUCGUUUACAAGAACGGGAAUCAGCAUUAGAUACUAUGUCACGUGAACUAGAAUUAUUCUCCUCCCGACUGGAUACAACGUCAAGAAAUCUUACAGAAACUGAAGCUGAACUCAUAGAAACUAGACAGAAAUAUGAAUUAUCUGAAGCUAGAGCAAAUAAACAAAAAGACGAGCUUAAACAAUGUGAGAUCACCUUAUCAAGUCUUGAAUCUCGACUUCUUGAAAGAGAAAGUCAACUGACAAAAUGUGUUGGACAGUACAGCCAAUACAAUUCAGUUGACCGUGUUCAAUGCUCACAGCUAACAGAUUUAGUCAAAGAUCUUAAACAACAAAUCACAGAGCAUAAGAAAAUGAAUAUGAUUUCAAAAGUAAGUCUUAAAAUCAUCGAAUUAGCAUAACACAUUUUUACAAAGUUUACGGAGAAGUUAUCAAAAGAAACGAUGCGUUAACCAAUUUUUGUAUGUUACAAUAAGCUAAUUCAGGGUAAAAUUCAACGACUAAUCAAAGUGCAGAUAAGGAAUUCUCCCGUGUUAUGUCUUAUGUUUUGAUUAACCAUGAUUUUGGGGACAUUCAUGCGGUCAAUAUCUUCUUGUCAUUUUUAUGAUUUCUCUCUUAUAAAUAUUCACUGUUUUACAUUUCACAAAUUAGAUGGACACGAAUUUUGGGUAUAUCCUUUUUUUUCUUUGUUUCACUGAAGAAGUUUAAUAGUUUGAUGGGCAGAUAAGAUCCGUUCCUAAGCAAUUCAAAUACACGAGUAACUGAAUAUAUCCAUAAUCUAGUAUAUACAUAAUCCUAUAUGUAUUUUUAUGCUUUAUCUAUAUAUCUAUCUUAUAAAGUCAGACAAAAAGUAAUACAUGUA
Molecule: messenger RNA, 4049 nt
Organism: Trichobilharzia regenti
Lineage: Eukaryota; Metazoa; Platyhelminthes; Trematoda; Strigeidida; Schistosomatidae
Source: the annotation of a GenBank genome assembly